Messenger RNA from Callithrix jacchus (white-tufted-ear marmoset), 1080 nucleotides. Lineage: Eukaryota; Metazoa; Chordata; Mammalia; Primates; Cebidae. The record is from RefSeq and is a predicted model, not a curated record.
CCCUCCCCGGUCCCGCCCCGAGAGCAAAGGGCGCUGCCCAAAGCCGGACAGGUCUAGCGGCUGGCCUGUGUGAAAUCGCGCGGCUCCCUCCCACGCAGUGUUGUGAGUGAACCCCGGAAAGUUGAUCGCCAUGUCGACUGCAGAGGCGGCGGGUGUUUUCCAUAAAGCCCGGAACAGGACCCUGGACGCGUUUCCCGCAGAAAAGGAAGGGGAAUGGAAAGGCCCAUUCUACUUCAUCCUGGGCACAGACCCACAGUUUGGGUUGAUGAAGGCCUGGUCCACUGGGGACUGUGACAAUGGUGGUGACGAAUGGGGACAGGAGAUCCGUCUAACUGAGCAAGCUGUCCAGGCUGUCAACAAGCUGAACCCCAAACCCAAAUUCUUUGUUCUGUGCGGCGACCUCAUCCACGCCAUGCCCGGGAAGCCGUGGCGGAAGGAGCAGACAGAGGACCUGCAGCGAGUGCUCAAGACAGUGGACAGGGCCAUCCCACUGGUCCUUGUCAGCGGCAACCACGACAUUGGCAAUGUCCCCACAUCCGAGACCAUUGAGGAGUUCUGCCAGACUUGGGGAGAUGACUACUUUAGCUUCUGGGUCGGAGGUGUGCUGUUCCUGGUCCUCAACUCCCAGUUCUACGAGAACCCCUCCAAAUGUCCUGGCCUGAAGCAGGCACAGGACCAGUGGCUGGAUGAGCAGCUGAACAUCGCGAGGCAGCGGAACUGCCAGCAUGCCAUCGUCUUCCAGCACAUCCCACUGUUCCUGAAAAGCAUCGAUGAGGAUGACGACGACUACUUCAACCUCAGCAAGCCCGCUCGGAAGAGGUUGGCAGACAAGUUCAUCCACGCAGGUGUCAAAGCCGUGUUCUCAGGCCACUACCACAGGAAUGCUGGGGGCACCUACCAGAACCUCGACAUGGUGGUGUCAUCCGCCAUCGGAUGCCAGCUGGGCCUAGACCCCCACGGGCUCCGAGUUGUGGUGGUCACUGCUGACAAAAUUGUUCACCGAUACUACAGUCUGGAUGAGCUGAGUGAGAAAGGAAUAGAAGACGAUCUCAUGGAUUUGAUAAAGAAAAAAUGACGGUC